Phlebotomus papatasi is the source of this 1463-nucleotide messenger RNA. RefSeq names its product transmembrane protein 39A. The transcript is spliced from 2 exons. The record is from RefSeq and is a predicted model, not a curated record. Lineage: Eukaryota; Metazoa; Arthropoda; Insecta; Diptera; Psychodidae. Gene Ontology annotation, cellular component: membrane. Bases 123 to 1403 code for a protein of 426 amino acids.
ACAGCUGAUUUUGACAGCAAUGACAGCCGCUAGAUAACCUCAAUUUUUUAGGGGACUUCCCUUUGUUUAUUUUUGCUGUAAAAGUUGCGUAAAAAUCUACAAAAAUAAAAUUCCAAUGGAAAAUGAGUUCAAAUCGCCGAUUUGCUCGGCCUGCGGCACGCACCCUCCCGCCGCCCGUUGUGCAAAAUCUCACUAGUGUGGGCGAAAAGACAGCAACAUUUGCUGCUCUGCCCAAACAUGCACCGUUUCCGGACAUCUCCCAUCCACCUGAAUUUAUCAAUGAGCUAAUCAUGUUCAUCUUCGUGGCUAUCGCAGCAUCCUCACAAUUUCUCCAUCUCUAUCGAACCGGAUGGUGGCUAGAGGAUUCUAAUGUUCACGAUGCUCUGCAUUUCUAUCUAAUCGAUAAGUACUUGGUGAUGUUUAUUGUGACCAUUUUGGCCAGAAGGGUGGUCUACUUGGCCAUUGUGGGCAUCAUGAAGUUAACUCCGUGGCAGGAGAAAGUGGUAUCUUAUGCCUACUUUGGCUUCCUCUCGGCAAUUCUCAUGUUCUGCAGUCUCCAACUGUAUCAGAAAUCCAACAGCAUGUAUCUCUUCUGCCUCUGCUAUCCGCUCCUGGUAUAUUUAAUCAUUUUUGGCAUCCGCCUGGAACCUUUCCUGAGAACAAUACAUCCCAGCAAUACCGUUUACUUAGGCGGAAUCCCUUUGCAUUGCUGCUCCACAAAUCCCACCGCAAUUCGGGAUGAAGUUGAAGUGCUCAAGAGUGAUUUCAACAAUCGCUUCAAGCAGGUCAUCUUCACAUCCGCCUGCAAUGCCUACUAUGCAGGAUUCAUUCCGUGCUGCUUCUCUCAGGCCUUUCUCUACUACGACCUCUUCUGGGCCACACAACAUCUCACCUUCACCUGGUUCAGUGGAUUCACAGCAGCUGCUGCUCAGUGCUUUCCCACCAGGUACUGCGACGUCCUCCAUCGUGCUGCACUGCACUUGGGUCAGUGGAAUCGUAUUGAGAGCAAAUCCCAUGCUGUCCCUGCCAUUGUCUGGUCAAAGAGUCUCGUUUGGCCUUCCGGGACACUCAUCAAGCACGCUGGAGAAUUCUAUCGUGCUUCUGGAUUUACAACAGCCAUUCCCGCUAAUGCUAGCCACUAUCGUUUCCACUGGGUCUUCAAGAAUCCCUCCAAUAUUUUCCUUAUCCUCUUCUUUGGCCAACUUCUACUUGUCAUCAUGCAGAUAUUCCUCGUUGUGAUCAGCCAUCAAUGGCAGAAUAUGAUUUCAAUGGGAUUCUUCAUUCUCACUAAUCAAUUCACUCUCUACAGACACUUCCGAAGUUACCUAAUCUCUCAUGAUAUCUACAAUGCGGAGUUGCAGGCAACGGAUUGUGUGAGGAGGAAGCUCUUUUUCAAAAUAUAAUCAUUCAUAGAAAUAGGAGAAUCAGGAAGAUUUAAUAAAAGUAAUGUGUCUAUAUUUAAA